AUGGCCUCGGUCAAUUCAAUAUCGUCUGAGAAAGAUCAUGAUGAGGAGCGUGACAUCAUGCAUGACGAUGGGAUUGAAGAUGAAGAACAUGAAGAGUUCAGCAUGGAAUUGGAUGCAGCUCAACAGAAACACCUCGAGUAUAACCAGCGACUAGAUGAGUUCCUUCAACCCCUUUGCUUGGAAGAGGCUGUGUUGUACAGACUCGCGCGUCGUUUUUCCGGCACAUACCGCCAUUUGGCCUUGACUUCGGAUGAGCAGUUUUUACCCACCCCUGUCACCCAACUACCAACGGGAGAAGAAACAGGUCGCUAUUUAGCGAUUGAUGUUGGAGGGAGUAACUUGCGGGUUGCAUUUAUUGAGUUACUGGGCGAAGUGGACGACUCGGAUGUAUCUGCAGACGCCUCGGAGAGAUCGCGCGACACCAUUCGCAAGGCUCAGCGUCAGCGAGUGAAACGAACACUGGAGCGAGCAUGGCCAAUCCAGGAGCAUUUGAAAAUGGACAAGGCUGAGGAUUUGUUUGCUUGGAUUGGUGAUUGCAUUGCCGAGGUGGUUGCCGAGAGUCUCACUUCCGAUGCAACCAGGAAAGAUAUCCCUGCCGAAUUAGAUAUGGGGAUCACCUUCAGUUUCCCUAUCAUGCAAGAAUCUCUUGCGGAGGCUACAUUGAUGCCCAUGGGUAAGGGGUUUGCCAUUUCUUCAAAUCUCAAUCUUCGCGACAUUCUUCUAAACGGGUAUGAGAAACAUACAAGACGGCCAGAUGAUGAAGAAGAGCCUUCCUCCAAACGUCGAAAGUUGUUUGCCUUACCCAAACUGAAGAUCCAAGCCAUCACAAAUGACACAGUCGCAACGCUAGCUUCACUCGCCUAUGCGGUCAAAUCCUUGCCAAACAGUCGAGUUGCCAUGGGAAUUAUCGUUGGAACGGGAUGUAAUGCAACAAUUCCGAUGAAGCUCAGUGAGCUGCACGAGUCUAAGGCAAAAAGUGUCAAUAUGAUGGAGCCGGAAGCCACGGAGACUAUCGUCAACACUGAGUGGACAAUUUCCGGUGCUGCACCUCCACUCUCCGAGUUGGAAAUUACUACUGAAUGGGAUAUCGCAUUGGACAAGGCCUGCGCACGCCCUGGCUUCCAACCCUUUGAAUAUAUGACCGGAGGACGAUACAUUGGUGAAUUGAUCCGUCUGAUCCUGUUCGACUAUCUCACUACCGUGACGGGGCUUUCGAAACGAAUCCUGCCCGCAAAUCUCAUUCAAGAAUAUGCUCUCACCACCACUUACAUUUCUGACAACGUCGCCCGAGCUCGGUCGGAUCAAGAUCUAGCCAAGGAGCUCAACGAAUCUCUCCCUCCCCCAGAGAGUAGCGACUGGCAUUGGGAUGCCCGUACGGCGGGUGCCUUCCGCCGAAUUGCUCGGGCAGUACAAAGACGAUCGGCCGGACUGAUCGCCGCUGCUGUCAUUGGAUUACUAGCCUGCUGCCGCGAAAUUGAGCUGAAGGAAGACAGCAAUGUGAACACGCCGGAGAAUGCGGCCUCUCCACAAAGCAAUGGCGACGUUUCCGCUGUCGUCUCUGAUACUGUUGGUAGUACCCAACCAGCUUCCCUCACUCACAAUAUUCAUGGUCACGUUGUUCCGGUCUUACAGCCUAUGCCGACAGAUUGGCAAUUUGGACCCGAGGAACUGGUAGUAGCAUACACUGGUGGUAUCAUUCAACACUACCCGCAGUUCAAAGAAAUGUGCCAACAACACAUUGAUCGUCUGAUUAUGCGGACUGGUCCGCAAAGGGGAGGCAAAUCUGUUUUCUUGCGAGAAGCUUCGGAUGGCGGCGUUAUCGGUGCGGGUGUUUUGGCUGGGAUGGUUGUCAGCAAGUAA
Molecule: messenger RNA, 1860 nt
Organism: Penicillium verhagenii
Lineage: Eukaryota; Fungi; Ascomycota; Eurotiomycetes; Eurotiales; Aspergillaceae
Product: hexokinase family protein
Exons: 2
Coding region: 1-1860 (619 amino acids)
Biological process (GO): glycolytic process; intracellular glucose homeostasis; glucose 6-phosphate metabolic process
Cellular component (GO): mitochondrion; cytosol
Molecular function (GO): D-glucose binding; fructokinase activity; glucokinase activity
Source: RefSeq, a predicted model, not a curated record